Molecule: messenger RNA, 1299 nt
Organism: Drosophila elegans
Lineage: Eukaryota; Metazoa; Arthropoda; Insecta; Diptera; Drosophilidae
Gene: Pa1
Exons: 2
Coding region: 118-486 (122 amino acids)
Source: RefSeq, a predicted model, not a curated record
AGCAAGCCAAAAAACAAACAACAACUUUUCGGGCCACAUAAAAUCGAUUUUCAUUGAUUUUACUAGAAAAUUCGGAUGUAGGAGUGCGUAUUUUUGAAUAAAGUGAUCAAAUACGAAAUGGCCACCGAUGUGGAACCGACGGCGAAUACGGCGGACAAGUUUUCGGCCAAUGCCGAGGAGCUGGAGGGCUAUUAUCUGAUGCUGGAGGCGGGAAAUAUUCCGGAACUGCAGUGGCAAUUCCCGGGACGCAGGGCUCCAUCGCCGGAGGUCGGAUCCGGCGCAAAUAGCAAGGAACUGGAGCAGGCAGCCGAUGUCAUUGAACAGGAACCCCAAAAGGCCAAUGACUUUGAUUUCAGCGACGAGGUGGCCCCCACCCAAAUGCGCGUCCGUAGUCAGACAUCCACGCCCAAGUCGGCCAAAAAGAAAACGGCCAACUUUGCCGGGGUCAUGGACACGCUGAGGAAGAAGAACGCGGAGAGCUCCUAGCACCCGCCAAAAUUCUGAUACUAAUCUGGCCCAGAAAUCGGAAUACAGCCAAAACUUGGGAUCACUUUGUAUCGUUGCAUGUCUAUAGGCAUCGCCAAAUCCGAAUGUAGACCAGAACCAAGUUCCUUAAGUCUUAUGGCUUCUGCUAGCGAGGAAGUUUUUAUUUAUCAAUUACAAAUUACUACACUAUACUUUUUAACCGGAGAGCCAAGAAAGUCGGAUGUUGGCCAAUCUAAGGAUCACUCGUUGCAUCCAAAUGAAACAAUCUAGGCGAUUUAAAAAUCAUCUUAAAAGGAAAAACGCGGAGAGCAUGGCAUAUGGAAACAGAAACGAGGAUUUUGGCAUUUGCUCGAGAAAAAGGUUUUGCUGCAGAAAAAACCUAGGAAUCCUACAGUUACCGCCUCAUUAAGUCUCGAAGGUUUUUUCAAGUAACGUUAUUACUUUGCCAGUGGAACACACUGAGUUUAUUUAAAUUUAAGAGAACCAAUUUGUACUUGAGCUCUGAAGACAGAAAUCAGUUGAUAUGAUGAUCAAUUUGAUGACUACAAAUCAUUUUUGACCAACAUUUGAAUUUGAUUUUCAAAAUAUAAAUAUUAAACUGACUUUAACUUUAUUCACAUUUAACCAGUAAGGAAUUUAAUACAAAAAAAAUAUGACGAAAAUUCUUUUAAUGUUCUAAUCGAUUUUUAUGUCGUGCGACUCAAGUGCUGUAAUUAAAAAACCAUACCAUAAAGCAAAAACUUGCUAAGCCACGCUCACAUUAAAUAUUUACCAAAAACUCUAUUAUAACCAAUAAAUAAUAUGCCAUUAAUA